AUGCAAGAACGUUUCUUUGUAAUGAAUAAAGAUUUUCACGAGAACACCGAACUGCGCAGACUUGCAUGUGCUGGGUGGAAAUUAUCUUAUGAAAAUUUAAGUAACUUGAACAGAAAUGGUAAUGGAAACACCCAGUCCACAGUGGCCCCCAAAUAUCUGCACAGGUUUUAUAGCCACAACUCCAGUUUUGUUCAUGGUGGUGUAGAGAAAGCUGGUGAAGAGCAACAACCUGUUAUGGGACAAGUUGACAUUCAUCAGAAAAUCCUGUCUCUGAACUUUGUUGAUUGCCGAGCAAAAAUCCGACAAGUGGAUAGUCAAGCCACGGUAUCCAAUGCGGUUGUGGUUCAGGUGACUGGUGAAUUGUCAAAUGAUGGGCAACAAAUGCGUCGCUUCAUGCAGACUUUUGUGUUGGCUCCACAAUCACCCAAGAAGUAUUAUGUCCAUAAUGACAUAUUUCGUUAUCAGGAUGAGGUUUUCCAUGAUUCUGAAUCUGAUGUUGAAAACCUGGAAGAGAGUGGUGAAUCUGAGCAGGAGCAAACUGAGGCUGUUUCUCAAGCUGAACCUGUACCAGAGCCAACAGUGUCACAGUACUAUGAUCAAACAUCUGUGCUAAGCAAUGGCAAUGCAGAGAUUGAAGACAGACCUGAAUCACCUGCACAAAAGUCUGUGGAAGAAGAGCCGAAGGAAGAACCUCCUGAGGAAGCUGCUCCAGAACCAGAGAAAGAGGCAGAGAUUAAAACUCCUGAGCCAGAACCUGUUCCUGAUGCACCUGCUGAGCAGAAGCCUCUCUCAUGGGCUAGCCUGGCUAGCAAGAAUGCCCCGCCAGCACAGCCAUCAACCACUAGCGCAGGGCCUGCUGGUCAUGCCCCGCCCAUUGGAAAACCCCAGGUUGCAAGACCUGAGGUCAGCAAGCUGGAUGGCAAUCAAGGCCCACAACCCCAGAGGACUCCUCGAAUUAUAAAAUUUGGAAACUUGCAAUGA
Acanthosepion pharaonis is the source of this 981-nucleotide messenger RNA. Lineage: Eukaryota; Metazoa; Mollusca; Cephalopoda; Sepiida; Sepiidae. The record is from the annotation of a GenBank genome assembly.